ACUCGUGCUGACCUUGUUCGGCUCGGUCCUACCGCCGCCGCGUCGUGGGAGGAGAAGAAUCGAACCGCUUCCCUUCCCCACCCCUUGACGGCCUCUCCGGAGCAUUCGCUCCACUGCGCCGGUCUCGUGUCGUCUCCUCUCUACCCCUCCGAUCCCACCAGCGAGUCCUGGGUUCCCGCAUGGACGCCGGCGGAGGGGCGGAGGCCGCCGCCAACGGCGGGAUCGAGGGCUCCGCCGACCCCUGCAGCUCAGCCGCCGCCGGCGGGCACAAGCUCUCUGUCCACCAAAUCGCCGGCGGCGGGAAAGCUGCUGAUUUCAUCUUAUGGAGGCGAGGGCGUGUUACAUUUGGUGUUAUAUUUGGUGCUACUAUGGCAUGGUUGUUGUUUGAGAAGUCUGGACUGUCAUUCUUGACCAUCUGCUGUGAUAUAUUUCUCAUCUUAAUACUUGUGCAGUUCCUAAGGGUUAAACUAGCUGGAUUGCUAAAUAGGCAGCCUAGGCCACUACCUGAGUUAGUUCUAUCAGAGGAGAUGGUUAGCAACGCUGCAGCUUCAUUCCGCGUCAAAGUCAAUAACAUGCUAAUGAUAGCGCAUGAUAUUACUCUUGGCAAGGACUUCCGGCUCUUUUUCCAGGUUGUGCUUGUCCUUUGGCUAUUAUCUGUAAUUGGCAAUUUCUGCUCUUCUAUUACUCUUGCUUACAUAGGAACCAUUGCUUUGGUCACAAUACCUGCAUUGUACAACAAGUACCAGGGGCACGUUGAUAGGUAUGCAGGAAUGGUCCACCGGAACAUAUCAAGGCAUUACAAGAUAGUUGACGAAAAUGUGAUCAGUAGACUACCGAGAAGCUUUAUCAGAGAUAAACAAGACUGAUACUUGGUGAAGCUAGUCAAGCAAUUUUGUACCAUAAGCAGGGAGAAAGUGAAGAUUUAGGACAAUAGGAAAAGAAAGCCUCCCGUAGAUACCGUUGCAAUGUACUCUUGAGCAAUAAGGUUUGUGACGAAAAGGCAUGCAGAAAUUUGUAACUCGCUGUACAGCUUUCGGUGAGCUUUUUUGCAACAAACUGGGUAAAAGGUUGCCAUGUAACUACCAUUGGAAUGUGAAAUGAAGUGGUUUGCGUAA
Messenger RNA from Panicum virgatum (switchgrass), 1115 nucleotides. Its product is annotated as reticulon-like protein B16. NCBI's taxonomy places the organism in Eukaryota, Viridiplantae, Streptophyta, Magnoliopsida, Poales, Poaceae. Bases 180 to 866 code for a protein of 228 amino acids. The record is from RefSeq and is a predicted model, not a curated record. The transcript is spliced from 5 exons.